GAAACAAAUGUACAACUAACUGACGAGGGAUGGGAAAGGAAGACUUGGGUUGGUCGGGUGGCUUCCAGAAGCCUGCAGUGUACGUGUUGGCCUGCGACCCUGCGGUGACCUCCGGCGCUACGCUCUGUACAGCACUGCCUCGGCGUCUCCAUCCACGUCGAGCUGGCGUGACAGAAGCCUUCGUACGAAUUCUUAGGCACUCUGCUGGCACCGUAACAAUCCGGUAGACCUCUUACGCUGGUGGAAUGGAGGUGCUGAUUCGGCACGUUUCGAAAAAAGUGGAAGCCGUGCUCGCGAAACCCACUUGUCUGAAUUUAGGAAACCAGUUUACACUGUAGGGUGUGGAACUACUUCACUGACUUCGUCGUUUGCCCCUCAUACGACCAGGAGAGUCAAGGGUGAUGUCGGAGCUGUGAUAGUGCUUACUUUGGUUUAGCCAUGACGUAUCUGUCAUCUAAUAAGCAUCGGAACGUUCUGUGGGGCAAAGAUGCUAUACAAACACGUCCACGCCAAAAGGAGAUACAAAUGUAUAUUUGUGCGAAACUUCCACAACACAUGUUCUGGAAAUGGAGGCAACGAGUUUAAUUCCUAAACUGCUCAACCUAGAAAUAUCUGGGUACACCAUAGCUUGCAACAUUCGGAUAAAAUGGCGACAUGAUUUAUGAUUGUAUUAUGCAGCAUUCUUUACCACGGAGGUGGGUGCUGCAUCUUUUUCUUAAGAAAGAAGACGCAGAUAUCAGUGUGUUCAAAGGAGAGUUAUUCAUACCAAUGAAUUUAGACUCUUACUGUCGUUCAAAAUGGUUCAAAUGGUUCUGAGCACUAUGGGACUUCACAUCAGACGUCAUCAGUCCAAUAGAACCUAGAACUACUUAAACCUAAGGACAUCACACACAUCGAUGUCCGAGGCAUGAUUCUAACCUGUGACCGUAGCAGGCGCACAAUUCCGGAUUGAAGCAACUAGAACCGCUCGGCCACAGUGGCCGGUCAAGUUUAAUCGUGCCUACCCUGAGACAUUCACUGAGGAAACUGAUUUCUGCAUUACAUGUACAUUGCUUCUGAUGUGUCACGGAUCUGAGGAACCUGGGAUAAGGAGGAAGAAAAUUUUUCUCAGAGGUGCCACAAGCUUGGAUUUAAAUAUAACUCCUGUAACUUUAGUGCUGAAAGAAGUUUGUUGCUUUCCCAUUAUUUUGCUAUGACAUAAAUAAACCAUCUUUUGACUGAGAACGAUAACAUUUUUAGAAGGUGAAAGCAGUCUAUCGUAGCACCACGCUGGUAGUUACAAAGCUUAGGUGAUCACGAAGCAGUACGGACUCUUGUCAUUUUAAGGAAACUGGUGACCUAAUUGAUAUAGGGUGGACAACACUUUCACAGCUGCUGUUUCGUACAGGUAUGCAUGCGCUUCGUACAAGUGUUGAGGGUGCAGUGUGAGGGCUGCUCAGUGUCACUGUGUUCCAGGACCACCCACCAUGUCGGCAGUUACAGAGGUUCAGAACACCACAACCGAGGCCCUGGCUGCCCUGCUAGACGGGGGUGACGGCUCCCUGGUGACGCUGGUGGCGGGCGAGACGAGGGUGGCGGCUCACAGGGCCGUGUUGGCAGCCGCGAGCCCCGUAUUCGAAGCGAUGUUCGCGCACGACAUGCUGGAUGCCAGCUGUGGCCAGGUGAGCAUCGACGACGUGGAGGGCCCGGUGCUGAGGCUCCUGGUGGCCUACGCGUAUACCCUGCGGGCCCCCCAGCUGCCCGACACGGCCUCCCAGCUGCUGGCGGCGGCCGUGAAGUACGGCUUGUCGGGCCUGAAGGCUGCCUGCGAGCGGCAGCUGAUCUCGCAGUUGGCCGUCGAGACCGCAGCGGCGACGGCCGUCACGGCAGUGAGGCACUCGUGCCCGGACGCCACCAGGGCUGCCGUCGCCUUCAUAAAGGACCACCUGCAGGUGAUGGCCACUCCGGACUGGGCGGACGCUGUGCUCGAGUACCCGCAAGAAGUCAACGAAGUCGUCCGUCUGCUCAGUGAGCCACCAGCAGAAGCCAGCUCGCCGACCGCCACAGGGGGCGGGUCCACCCCCAACUCUGACCGUCAACCCCACAGCGGCCACAGCCGGACUCCUGCUGCAGCUGCGCCUCCCACGUCUGCCCGACACACCCCUCCACCUGAUGACGCAGCCGUCUCUCGCUUCCGGAGCCUUUCUGAGGAGGAGCGAGGCAGGAGGCUGAGAAAGGCGGCUAUGAAGGGGGCGGUGGAGGAGGUGCGGCUGUUGGUGGCGGCUGGGGCGGACGUGGGGGCGAGGGGCGGGGACGGGGAGACCGCCCUGCACAGGGCUGCACGGAGAGGGCACGCGGCUGUGGUGCGGCUGCUGCUCUCUGCGGCGUCCGACCCCAAUGCCAGGGAUCUGCAGGGGGAGACGCCGCUGCACGUCGCGGCGCUGAGUGGCCACGCAGAAGCAGCGGCUGCGUUGCUGCAGGCCGGAGCCGACAGGGGGGCGGCGGAUGAAGCUGGGGACACCCCCCUGGACGACGCCAGGCUGUGCAACCAUCAGCAGCUCGUCGAGAUGCUAACAGAGCGUUAA
This is a messenger RNA of Schistocerca piceifrons (Central American locust), 2564 nucleotides long. Its product is annotated as ankyrin-1-like. Lineage: Eukaryota; Metazoa; Arthropoda; Insecta; Orthoptera; Acrididae. Gene Ontology annotation, molecular function: ubiquitin protein ligase binding. The transcript is spliced from 3 exons. The record is from RefSeq and is a predicted model, not a curated record. Bases 1467 to 2564 code for a protein of 365 amino acids. Gene Ontology annotation, biological process: proteasome-mediated ubiquitin-dependent protein catabolic process; regulation of proteolysis. Gene Ontology annotation, cellular component: nucleus; cytoplasm.